CCUGCCAAAGCUAUGGAGAUUCGAGAAUUUCUUUUUCCCCUUUAUAAAAAGCCCCCAUACUCUGUUUUUCUUCUUCAUCAACACUACUUGGAAAGUUGUUACAGAGCUUGUGUGUUCUUGUAGCAAUGGCUGAUUCAAGAUUCGGAGGAGUUUUGAUUUUGACUUUGAGUUUGUUUUUGCUCUUUUUGGGCAAUGUAUCAGCUCAACUUUCUACUGGUUUUUACUCUUCUUCUUGUCCAAAUUUGUUGUCCACUGUCAAAUCCUCUGUUCGUUCUGCUGUCUCCAGUGAGGCUCGCAUGGGAGCUUCCAUUCUUCGCUUGUUUUUUCAUGAUUGUUUCGUCAAUGGAUGCGAUGGGUCGAUUUUGUUAGACGACACGUCGAGCUUUACUGGAGAGAAAAAUGCAAACCCUAACAGAAAUUCUGCUAGAGGCUUUGAUGUUAUUGAUAACAUUAAAACUGCUGUCGAAAAUGCUUGUCCUGGCGUUGUUUCUUGUGCUGAUAUUCUCGCAAUUGCUGCUCGUGACUCUGUCGUUCUCCUAGGAGGGCCGAGCUGGAAUGUUAAGUUGGGAAGAAGAGACGCAAGAACUGCAAGCCAAUCCCAAGCCAACAGUGACAUCCCCGGGCCAACUUCAACCCUAAGCCAACUCAGCUCUAGAUUCAGUGCUCUCGGACUAUCUAACACCGACUUGGUCGCUCUUUCAGGUGGCCACACGAUCGGGCAAGCGCGGUGCACGACAUUUAGAGGCAGAAUAUACAGCAAUAGCACAAACAUUGAGAGUUCAUUUGCAAGAACAAGGCAAAGCAACUGCCCCAAUAGCUCGGGAACCGGAGACAACAAUUUGGCUCCUUUGGAUUUGCAAACUCCAAAUUCAUUCGACAACAACUACUACAAGAAUCUUCUUCAGAACAAGGGCCUCCUACAAUCUGAUCAAGUUCUCUUCAAUGGCGGAUCUACGGACUCCACUGUUCGAAAUUACGCAAAUGCCCCUGCCCGUUUCUUGGCUGAUUUUGCUGCUGCCAUGGUCAGGAUGGGGGAUAUUAGUCCUCUCACUGGCUCCAAUGGUGAAAUUAGGAAGAACUGCAGGAAGGUUAAUUAAAGUUUAAUAAAUAUACAGACAAUGUUGUUUUGUUAUGUUCUUGCUUUUUUUUUUUAAGGAAAAGAAGUUGUUUUUCAAGCUUUUAUUUUGGGUUUAAUGCUUAUGAUCAUUAAAGAUCUUUUUAAUACUAAGAUUAUGUACUCGUGUUGUUUUGGCUGUUCGUUUGUAAGUGUUCCUU
This is a messenger RNA of Benincasa hispida (wax gourd), 1275 nucleotides long. Its product is annotated as peroxidase P7-like. NCBI's taxonomy places the organism in Eukaryota, Viridiplantae, Streptophyta, Magnoliopsida, Cucurbitales, Cucurbitaceae. The record is from RefSeq and is a predicted model, not a curated record. Gene Ontology annotation, molecular function: heme binding; peroxidase activity. Gene Ontology annotation, biological process: response to oxidative stress; hydrogen peroxide catabolic process.